This is a messenger RNA of [Torrubiella] hemipterigena, 1719 nucleotides long. Lineage: Eukaryota; Fungi; Ascomycota; Sordariomycetes; Hypocreales; Clavicipitaceae. The record is from the annotation of a GenBank genome assembly.
AUGGAUCGGCUGGAAAAUGGAAACUUAAUGUCGCCAUCGAAAAAUGGUGAUCCCAAGCCCAAAGCGAAGCUGGAGGCUGGUACUAAUCGCCGGCGGAAUGUCUUUGCCCCCAAGACAAAGACAGGUUGCUUCACUUGUCGACGCCGGCGUAUCAAGUGCGAUGAGCAGCGGCCUAUAUGCAAACGCUGUGUCUCAGCAAGGUUUGACUGCGAAUACCCUAAACUACUCUCAAAGAAACGGCCACCAGUCCUGGUUUUGCAACCGUCCUCCAGUUCGCAGCCUGCUGGAACCGAGCAUGUAGGGUACGAGACAGAACUCUUUGGAUGUUUUCGAACGUUUAUUGUCGCCAGUCUUGGUGGCUCCUUUAAUCAUCUGUUUUGGAGAGUAGAUGUGCCGGCUGCCGCCCAAAUCCACCCGUCUUUGUGGCAUUCUGCGCUGGCGAUAGCUGCUAUUCACCACAGUGCAAGACUGCAAAAAGCACGAGUUCGUGAAUCUGGAAUAAAACAACUACAGCGCAAUGUUAUUCGGAACCACUACUACAUCCUCGCACUCACUCAUUACAACAAAUCCAUCCGCCACGUGGCUGAUCUGCUGGGCUCGCGCCAUCUCCACAGCCUAACCUAUAUGGAGAAGGAAAUGGUCAUCAUCAACAAUAUUUUAUACCUGGGCAUAUGUUCUAUGCUGGAGGAUCCAAUACAGCAAAAUUCCCAUAACACAAACUUGUUCAAUUUUCUGGAAGCUGUCCGGUUUGGUGAAGAAGACCCUUCUACUCACAGUGGUGUGGCACGGUUCGAGGACUUACUUUCUGUUGUCUUGGCCAUCGACGGCAGCUUUGAUGGGAAUGAAAAAACACCAGAUCGCGAGUUUAGGGCUUGGGCCGUUGCAAUUCCCAAACAUUACGCAUUGCAGACAAUCACUCAGGCGUAUCUUGAGAUUUUACCAGUGGUUUAUCGUCGCCUUGCUUUUAGUGACACUGAAAUACUACCAAGCACCGGGCAGGCCAUGGAAGAAAUUCUCCGUCAGAAAAGAAUACGCUCUUUUGAAGCCAAGCUCGAUGCAUUUGAGAAAGGACACCGAAAUUUAAAUCAAAGAGAUCGUGAGGCAGUGGAGAUGAUGAGGCUAUAUAUGCAGUGUAUGAACAUCAGAAGCGAGAUUCUUGGCAAAACCUCUAGAGAAGACGCGAUGGAACAUGACGCGAAGUGGAUAGCCGUCGUGGACCAAAUUGGCGAUCUCCAAGCACGAACAACGCCACUCGACCGCCCAUACUCACACGAAAUCGCACCGAUUACGUUUGCACCAUCACUGGGCGCUUUAUUGGGAACAGUGGCAGCAUCUGCUCAUAAUGUCGAUACGCGCCGCAAGGCGGUUGAUCUGAUGAAGAAGUGGCCUUUUAAAGAAAAUAAUACCAGCAGCGAGGAGGAGGCUGUUGGAUUUGAGGCCAUGAUAGACUUUGGACUCCGCGGACCCGAACGAACAAGACCAUGGCAGCAAGCUGGCUUGCCAAUCUUACCUACAUUUGAAAACGGCAGCCUUGAAAGUGGCAUCUUUGAUGGGUGCAAAGGGUGUGAGUGCAUUUACGGACGAUUCAUAUGCAAGGACCACAAAUUAGGCCGCUAUACACCAGACAUGACAAGUGUGCCACCACGAAUCGGUCUGUUGAGUAUGUACGAGCGUCGCCACGAGCUACCCCUUACAUGGUAUUCUCUUGAGUAUACAUGA